This is a messenger RNA of Sturnus vulgaris (Common starling), 588 nucleotides long. NCBI's taxonomy places the organism in Eukaryota, Metazoa, Chordata, Aves, Passeriformes, Sturnidae. The record is from RefSeq and is a predicted model, not a curated record.
UCGACAGUGCACCGCUGGCAGUACCAGAUGAAUCGAGAUGCCGUGAUCCUCAUCCACAAUAUGAUCCGUGAGCUGGAGAGCCAAGGGGUGGUCAGCAAAACCCACUCACCCUUCAACAGCCCCAUCUGGCCUGUGCGUAAAUCGGAAGGAGAAUGGAGAUUGACUGUGGACUAUCGUGCAUUGAAUGAGGUGACUCCACCACUGAGCGCUGCCGUGCCGGACAUGCUGGAACUGCAGUACGAGCUGGAGUCCAAGGCAGCAAAGUGGUAUGCCACCAUCGCCAAUGCAUUUUUCUCCAUGCCUCUGGCAGUAGAGUGCAGGCCUCAGUUCGCUUUCACACGGAGGGGUGUGCAGUACACAUGGAACCGACUGCCCCAGGGGUGGAAACACAUUCUCACCAUCUGUCAUGGACUGAUCCAGGCUACACUGGAGAAGGGUGGAGCUCCAGAAUAUCUGCAGUACAUUGAUGACAUCAUUGUGUGGGGGGACAUGGCAAUGGAGGCAUUUCAAAAAGGAGAAAAGAUUAUUCAAAUUCUGCUGGGAGCUGGCUUUGCCAUUAAAAAGAACAAAGUCAAAGGGCCUGCCUGA